AUGGAGGACUCUGCCAUUAUUGUUCCUUUAUCUUUUUUAAUCCAAACGAAAAUAUAUUUGCUUAUAAACAGCUCUUUGUUCCUCUCUUCCAGCUCUUUGGAAGAACUUAUCUCUCUUCCUCUCUUUUCCUCCUUCCACCUACAGUCUUAUGAAAAAAGUUCCAAGCUCCUUUUAAAAACAUCCACCUCUCCUUGGUGGAAGGAUACUUCCUCUCAAUCAGUAUCAGGAUACGGUGGAAAGUCUCUUCUCUUCCUUCUUUCUUCCCGCUCACUGGAAACUCCCUUUUCAUUGAGUCUCUCAAAUCCGUCAACUAAUCGCUCCUUCCUCUUUUCCUCCAUCCACCUCUCAUUAUUAGUCUCUUCACCUUCCUCUCUCUUUCACUCUCCACCUUCGUUGGUGGAACUACCUUCCUCUUUUCCUCUCUUCCACCUCUUUGCUUAUGGAUCUACCUUCCUCUCUUUUCACUCUCUUCCUUUCGUUGUCUUUUCCCUCCUAAUUAAAAUUAUCUCUUCUUCUUUGCUUUGGUUGCCUUUGGAACUCUUUUCCCUCCAUCAAACCAUUAUCCAGCUCUCUCAAAUUCCCUCUACUUUCGUUGGUUGCCUUUGGAACUCUUUUCCCUCCAUCAAAGCCACUAUCUUCCAGCUCAAAUUCCUUCAUCUAAUCUUUCUCUACUUUCGUUCCUCUACCUUCCCUCUCUUCCUCCUCCUCUCCUUCUUAAUUCUCUUCCAGCUCUUUUCCUCCAUCUCUUCCUCUCUUCUGACUCUUCAGCUCUCUCUUUUCCUCCAUCCAGCUCACUUUGAAGACUCUCUUCCUCUCUUUUCACUCAUCACCUCUCUUCCAGCUCCUAUACCUUCCUCUCUUUUCCUCCAUCCACCUCUCCUUGCUCAUGAAUCUCUUCCUUCCUUUCUUUUCUCUCCAUCCUUGCAUAUGGAACUCUCUUCCAGCUACCUUCCUCUCUUCUCCUUGCUCACCCACUCUCUUCCAGCUCUACCUCUCUUUUCACUCCAUCUAGACUCUCUUCUUCACUUGAACUACCUUCUUCUUGCUUCAAAUUCUUUCCUCCAUCCACCUCUUCCCAGCUCUUUGCCCUUGGAACUUCUACCCUUGCAUGGAACUCUCUUCCUUUGCCAUCCACCACUCUCUUCUGACUCUUUGCUUACCUUCCUUCUCUUUCCUCCAUGGAAUUCUCUUCCCAGCUCCUUGCCCCUUCCCUCUUUUCACUCAUCCUCUCUCGCUUCUGAAUCCUUCCUCUCUUUUCCAUCCAUCACCUCUCUCUUCGGCUCUACCUUCCUCUCUUUCCUCCAUCCUCUCUCUUCUGAAUCUAUUCCCUCUCUUCCUCCAUCUCCUCUCGCUUCUGACUACCUUCCUCUCUUUUCACUCAUCCACCUCCUUCUGAAUCUACCUUCCUUUCUUCCUCCAUCCACCUCUCGCUUCUGA
This is a messenger RNA of Acanthosepion pharaonis, 1437 nucleotides long. NCBI's taxonomy places the organism in Eukaryota, Metazoa, Mollusca, Cephalopoda, Sepiida, Sepiidae. The record is from the annotation of a GenBank genome assembly.